GUUGACUGUGUCAAAUUAACAUGUCUCGUCAAUAAUUUAAAAAUACAGUGAUUUCAUAGUUUACUUCACAAAAUAUAUUUCAACAAUGAAAUAGACUCCUCAAACUCAUAUAAUUAUGUAAAAAUGUAACUGGAAUACACAAACAAUAUUACACAUAAUCAUCAAGAUCAGUAGUUUGUGUGAGCUGAUCUUAAUUUUUUUUUGUCUAACCGUUUCACCUAUUUAAUAUUGGACAAAAUGUUAGCGAAACUGAAAAAAAUCGGCGUAAGCAGAGAUCGAAAAGUUGACGAGUCAACGAGUAACAGCAGUCUAUCAAAUCUAAGAUACGUGCCGGUGGAGAAGGGGAAAUGGAAUCUAUUUAGAAAGAAAGAAUUUGCACCUAUACCAGCCUACCCUGUGAAGCCAUUAAAAGGAUGUCUGUGCGGAAAUGAUGGACCAUGUAAGCAGAAAGUUUCGCCAGGAGGAGUCGUUAUACACUACCCACAAAAAAAGAAAAAAACAUUGCAAACGUUGACAGGAAACCUUUAUAAGACCACUAAUAGGAGUAACAAAAAAAUCGUAUCUCCCGCCUCACGAGGCCCGGUAAAGGUUGUACGACAGAAGAAAUUCUUAGCCUGGAGAGUGGACAAAGUCAAUCAUAGCUCACCAUUAUUCAAAGUCCGCAGAGCACCCUUCAGCCAGUUGUGAUUGCAGAACAUGUCGAGUCUUUAUCCGAACUGUGUCAAAUUAAGGAAUAUCCAUUGUGCCGAAUGCCGGGUCAAAUUGUUGAAUUAAUUGUGUUAAUUACACCCAGAGACUAUGUAGAUACUCAAAUAAAAUUAUUAUAAAUUAA
Messenger RNA from Plodia interpunctella (Indianmeal moth), 832 nucleotides. RefSeq lists its product as uncharacterized. NCBI's taxonomy places the organism in Eukaryota, Metazoa, Arthropoda, Insecta, Lepidoptera, Pyralidae. The coding region runs from base 238 to 687 and encodes 149 amino acids. The record is from RefSeq and is a predicted model, not a curated record. The transcript is spliced from 7 exons.